AUGUUGCAUGAAAUCAAAAAUAACAUCUUAUUUUGUUUUACAUUUCAUUCAAAUAUGUUUUCAUUUUUAAAGAAAAAAAAAGUGAGAAAAUCGGAUAAAAAGGGUGAUCAUCAUGGAUUUACAAGUACAAGUAGUGAUGAUCAUCAACAACAACAACAACAACAACAACAACAACAUCAUCAUCAUCACCGUGGAGAAAAUAAAGAAAAUUUAAUUGAAACAAAUGGAAAACCGAUAUCUAAUAAAUCUGAUAAUGAUUCCGGUGGUUUUGAUUAUUCACAAAUAAAACAAUAUUCGUGUUCCGAUGAUAAUUCGUUUAAUGAUAGAACACCAAUUCGAACAUCGUCUCCGUUGAUUGAUCGAACAAGUGGCGGUGGUAUGGGUGGAGGAAAAGGAGGAUUAACAACAUCUAUAGUAACGGAUACAGCUACAUUAUGUGAUCAAUCAGCAGAAAUGCAUAUUGAUAUUACAAAUGGAAAAUGUUGCGAUUCAAGUGAACCAAGUCCAAGAGAUUUAACAGAUGGUGUUCUACAUAGUUGUUUACCACAUAAAAGUUGUCUAAGUGGUGGCUAUACAACUAGUCAGAUAAGUGGCAAUGAUUUAAAUCGGGUGCUAACGUCAGGAUAUAUUAAUGGUGAAGAAAAUAUGGGCUAUUUAAGACGAUGUGUUGAUCAUAAAACUCCACAAUCGCCACAUUUUCAUCGACCAAGAAUGAAAGCAUUGGUGACCGGUCAAUGUCAAAAAAUUCGAAAAAUAAGAAAAUCUGAUUCACCUCAACAUCCACCAUCUUCUGCAACAGACUUAAAAAAUGAAGAACCAAUUUUAUUAUCUCGUUAUUCGGGCGGCUAUGUCCCAGAUCCAAAUGCACCAAAGAAAAUCGAAGGACUCGAUUGGCCUGGACCAGUCGCCAUACAAGCAAUGCCAGAAUUAAUGAAAUCUCAUCGUAGUAGAAGUGAAUCUCGAACAACCGAUAAAUCUCAUCAUCAUCUUCGUACACAUAAUAAUAGUCAUAGUCAAUGUUCACAUGAACCAAACACCGAUGAUAUUAUAAAUAUGCAACAUGAUGAUGAUGAUACGACAAUAACAACCAAUACAAUUAACGGCGGCGACGAAUUUGAGAAUGGAGAUGACGAUUACGAUGAAACAGAUAAUGUCGAUGAAAAUGACAUUCGACGAGAUCUAAAAUUAGAAAAAGAUAUUAAAAUUAUGUCUAAAUUAAAAGAUUCAUCAUGGAUGGCACAUGCCGUACUAGAAGAUUUAAAAAAUCAAGAAAAAUUCAUGUCAAAACAAUUACCACUCGAUCCAUGGAAAUCUUCGCGAUCACCAUCAGCUGCUGUUGAACCACCGAGAAAAACACGUUAUGAUUCACCAAAAUUUGCCUCGCCGUCUCGCGUACAUACACAUUCGUCAAACGAUGAAAGUCUUCUUCUAUCACCAACAGUUUCAUCAUCGGUGGUCGGUGGUGGAAGUAAACGGAUUACAUUACCACGUUGUCACGAACCGAUUAAAUAUGAUCUAUUACGUCAUACACCAGUUUUGAGGCCUGGAUAUGGUUUGUCUCCGUCAGCGAAAGCGCAAACAUUACCAACUGGACUAGUAAUGCAACGAAGUUGUGAUAUGGAUAGUACAGAUUUAGGCACCAGUUCAUAUUAUUCAACUGAAGAUCAUAAUAAAUCAGCUAAAACAGUCGAUGUUGGUUUAGCCGAUGGAAGUUACACACAACAAUAUCUUGAUUCUAGACAUGCACAUUCUACACGUUCAGCUCCAAAUUUAGUUGGAAAUCCAAAAGUUUAUCCAUAUGAAGAACUAAAAGUGAUGACAAAAAAACGUUUACCAGUCGAUGUUGACCGAGAUAGGUUGGAACGUCAUUUAUCCGAUAAUGAAUUCCAUACACUAUUUCGAAUGUCUCGAAACGCUUUUUAUGCAUUGCCUGAAUGGCGUCGAAUUGAAAUAAAAAAACGUUUAAAAUUAUUCUAA
Messenger RNA from Didymodactylos carnosus, 1977 nucleotides. The record is from the annotation of a GenBank genome assembly. NCBI's taxonomy places the organism in Eukaryota, Metazoa, Rotifera, Eurotatoria, Philodinida, Philodinidae.